UUUCUUUUCCUUGUUUACAAGGUCCUUUUAUCUUUUAAGAAAAAGAGAGGCUUCUGCAUAACUUUAUAAAAGAGAAAAAAAAUCUUUCGUAUCAUGGCUUCUCAAAAAGAAGAACCUACUGCGUCCUUUCUAUUUGGUGACUCGGCUGGAGAUGACCCUUUCAGUCAACUGCAGCAACAACAGCAGCCGACCCCACCAAAAGAAGAACAACCAGUGGCUACCGAAAAGAAAGUAGCUGGUGACGCCUCGAGUCUUUUUGAUAACAGUACAGCCGGAGUAGACUUAUUCUUUUCAUCUACUGCAGCUACUGCCAACACAACACCUCAAUCGGCUUAUCCUCCCACGACGAACGCGUCUUCUUUCUUUGAUCAAUCACAAGGAACAGGCUCAUUUUUUGAUGACUUGAAUCAACAACAACCUGUGUCUCUGACUCAAGCUUAUGACCCCACGACUUAUAGUCAACAAGAAGGAAUAGAGGCAUACGUUCCUAAUGGCUAUCAACAAGGAGCUGAAGCUCAAGCGUAUGAUCAACAACAACAGCAACAACAGCAGGAAUGGGUUGAAUUUGAUCCCAAUGUUCAUUACUAUUAUGAUGAACAAGGAGGUGUACAUUAUUAUGAUCCAAACACAAACCAAGAAUAUGAUAUGAGCCAAUAUGGAUAUGAUUAUCAAUAUGAUCCUCAAUAUGCUGAAUACUACAGUCAACAAGAGUAUGAUCCCAAUGCUUAUGCUCAACAGCAGCAAGUCUAUGACACAAAUACCUAUGCUCCAGUCACACAAGAUCAAACAGAGAAUUCCUACUUUGAUUAUAGUCAUCAACCUCGAGAAGUAACGCCAACUGAUAAUGCAGUGGCUAAGGUGCCUGCUCAAGUUCAAUCUGAGCAAACACUCGAUACUCAGCAAUACCAACAAGGUGACCAAUAUGGUUCACAGCAACAAAAUUAUCAGUCUUAUGAGCCAGUUUCGACUGAGACUGUUAGUGUGGACCGAUAUGCACCUGCUGAGUACAAUACUCAAGCAACAGAUCUACAAGUUCAAGUACCACCACUUGACAUAAAAGACAAUGGCCCUUCUCCUUCUGCACCACCACAAAAAGCAAUUGUGACACUGCCAUCACUACCUCGCUCUUCUGCCAUGUCUCCUGGAGCACAAAUCAGUUCUCAUCGAGGCUCAUUUGAUGCUAAAGCUAAUUCUGAGAUGGAUCAAUCACCAUCUAAAUUUGUACAAGAAGAUUUGAACGACUUAGAUGAUUUGGUUUUUGGCGGCAAUAAGCAACCUCAAGUAGAAGACUUGGACGAUUUGUUCGGAAUAGACAACAACCAAGAUCAGAAAGUGCCUGAAAUACAUCAUGAGGCUGAUUCUAUCUUGUUUGGUAGCGAGCUAGAACAAACUACACAAGAAGUAGCAUCUAAACCAAAAGAACAAGACUGUUCCUUUGCUUAUGAACUUACGGAAAACAAGAAGGAAGAACAUCAAGUAGAGCAACAUGAAGACGAACAACCAAGUGAAGAUAAUGCUCAAGCAGAACAACAUGCCAUUAUUUCCGAGGAAUCAAAUCAUUCUGCUGCUUUUGAAUCUCAAGAAGCAAAUUAUGAACAUCAACAGGCAUCUCAGGAAACUGGCAAAGCAUUUACGCAAGUACCUGGUUUUGAGAAUCAAGACCAUAUCAAUUAUGAGUCAGUUAACCAAAAAGAUUCUCAAGGAAACUACGAGUCUGAACAAGCUAUUGAUUAUUCUCCUCAACUGUCAGAAUAUGGUACUCAAGAAACUGCUAAAUACGAAUCUCAACAAUCAACUUAUGAGGCUCAAGAAGAUGUUAAUCAUGAACCACCACAAACUGAUAGUUAUGGAUCUCAAGAAGUUACCAGUUACGAGCCACAACAAGCUGCUAGUUAUGAACCUUAUCAAACUGCCAACUACGAGCCUCAGCAGUCAGCCUACGAACCCCAGCAAACUACGAGUUAUGAAUCUCAGCAAACUGUUAGCUAUGAGCCUGGACAAUCCACUGAAUAUGAGCCUCAACCAUUGACAGGUUAUGAACCUGAACCAUCAGACUAUGAACCUCGUUAUGCAGUCACUUUACAUGAGCCUCAACCUGCCGCUUCUCGUGAAAUCCUUCGUCCUCCGCCUACAAAAUACCCUACCUCUAUCAAGAGUGUCUCUUCUCCCCCACCUUUCUCAACCAUGCCACCUCCUCGUUCCAACAGCAUUACUGAGCCAGACCGUCAUCAAAUGACGUCUCCUUUCCGCAUGAUUGAGCGAUCUGCCACUGUUCCUCCUCCCAUGACAGAGCGUAUUGCCUCCCCACGUCCUCAAUUAGUGCCUUGUCCUGAUCCUGCUUGUGAAGGGGAAAACAAAGUCAAGGCCAAGUUUUGUUGUGAAUGUGGUCGUCCUUUAGCAGGUAUUUCUCGAUCCACGACACCCUCUGCCGCUACCAUGUCCUCGUAUGAUGUGAUGACAUUUACUCGUCCUCAAGAUGAAAAGAAAGACGCAUGUAAAACAAGUCUGGAUCAAUUCUUAAAGACCAUUACUGGCGAUGUGGAAGAAAGACGUCGUCUUGUUCUGAAUUAUAUUCAAGGUCGUUUAGGUGAAUUUGAAGAAAGCAAGGCGCUUUUGUGGAAACUUGUUGAAUUGAUGAUUCAACACCAUGAAGAUGCUUUAGGUGAUGGUGGUCAAUUGGAUAAAUCCAUUAUUGGUCUACUCUCUUCACAUUCUCCUGCCGGUAUAAAUGAUUUGGAUCAACUUGAAUCUAUGUUGGCUCAAGGUGACCGGCAAAGUGCUUGUCAGUUUGCUGUUGAACACGAUAUGUGGGCACACGCUCUUAUUAUUGCUUCUAUUGAUCCUGAUCAGUUUAAGCAUAUCAUUACUCAAUUCAUUGAUCGGGGACUCUAUACUUCUCAAUUGGAAUGGAAACCUCAAAUUGCAGACAAUAAGAAGUCAUUGCGUAUGUUAUAUUCUGUCUUUAACGGAACAGGUGCAGCAUCAGUUGCCCAAUUUGUUAAAAAUGCAGUCGAAGAAGAACCGAUGUAUACUCAGAAGACACUUGAAGGAUGGAAAGAUGCUUUAGCACUUGUUCUGGCUAAUCGUUCAAUGAAUGAUCAAGAGGCCAUCCAUGGUCUAGGCAAUCAGCUAGAACAAGCUGGAUUAACGAACGAAAGCCAAUUAUGCUAUUUGUUGUCGCCCGACUUACUGGGUCUAGGCACUGCAUGGAGUGCUGAUCUGGAUAGUUUGUACUUGUACGAAUUAUACGAAUUUGGAUUGAAUUCUAGAACUACAAUUCCUCAACAAUUUAAACUUUUGCUUGCUUGGUGGUUAUCUGAUUUAGGAUUCAAUCAAGAGUCUCGAAAAUACGUAGAUUCGAUUGUUUCUGUCAUUUCUUUGACUGAUGCUUCUAAUGUCUUACAAAGCUUUAAAGAAUUAGCCGCUCAAGAUUUCCCUGAAAUUCAAUAUUUACUAAACAAGCAAACAUUGGACACAUUGAUUGCUUCUGUUGAAAAUGCAAUCAAUAAUCAAGGAUCUUAUCAAUCUUCUUACAACCAAGACUAUGGCAGCAGUUAUCAGCCUGUGUCUGAAAAAGCAGUUACAACUCCUUUCGGCCAACAAGCAAAGGGUAUUGAAUCGCCUUUUGGUGGCUACAUAGCACCAGCAGAAAGCAGCGGAGCUUGGUGGAACAAUCCUGCUGAUACAGCAUUGGACAACAAUCAACCAGAAAGUUAUCAACCAGAAAGUUAUCAACCAGAUGCAUAUACCCCUGCACCUACAACAAGUUAUCAAGCCAACAAUGAGGAUGACGAUGAUUUAGGCUUUGGUAAUUCAAAGCCAAAGAAGGCGGAAGAAAAGAAACCAGAAGAACAAAAGCCUAACCAAAUCACUGAAGAAAAAGAAGAGAAAAAAACAGAAGUAAAACCUGCUUCUGGAGGUAGUGGUUGGGGUCUCUUUUCUUUGUUUAGUCGUAAAGAAAAAGACGGUGAUGAAAAGAAACCUGUCGAAGCCAAUUUGGGUGAAAAAAGCUCGUUUUAUUAUGAUGAGAAGGAAAAGCGAUGGGUCAAUAAGCUUAAUGAUUCUAAACCUGCUGCUGCUACACCUCCUCCUCCUCCCAAAUCAACCACGCCUCAACCUGUUACUAAUACAUCAGCACCACCAGCACCACCAGCACCACCCUUAUCUGCCAUUAAGCCUAAUAACAUGCCUCCCUCACGUAUCAAUUCAGCUCCCCCACCUACAGCAGUUUCUUCGUUAGGUAGUCCUUUACCAGCAGGAUUCAGUACGCCUCCUCCUACUGCUGGAAGAAGAGCAGGUGGUGCUAGAAAGCCUAUGCGUUCUCGUUAUGUAGAUGUACUUAACCCUCCCAGCUAAUCCUUGUAUGCUUUAUUCAAACAUGUCUGGAGAAUAAAGGAUGAUUUUCAAAUUUAAAAUGAUACAAAGAAGAGGGAAAGCAAUAGGAGAGUCUUUUC
Molecule: messenger RNA, 4454 nt
Organism: Gilbertella persicaria
Lineage: Eukaryota; Fungi; Mucoromycota; Mucoromycetes; Mucorales; Choanephoraceae
Product: Sec23-binding domain of Sec16-domain-containing protein
Exons: 9
Coding region: 94-4356 (1420 amino acids)
Biological process (GO): COPII vesicle coat assembly; Golgi organization; autophagy
Cellular component (GO): ER to Golgi transport vesicle membrane; endoplasmic reticulum exit site
Source: RefSeq, a predicted model, not a curated record